AGCCAUCAAUAUUCUUGAAGAUAUGAUCUCUGUCUUGAAAGUUUGAUUUCCGUUAGCAAAUGCCUGAAGCUACACACACUUAACAAGAAACAUUCCUCUCAGGCAACGAAGCGGGAGAGUGCAGUGUUGACUUGAUUAAAAUAGUAACAAAGCAUAGGAGCUAUCUAUGCCUAGCGAAACGGAACUGUAACACAGUGCUGAUCAUCGCUGCCGCUGGCCACAUUCUCCGGCCGAGAGGCCUUGGCAGCAUUUCUUUAAGAUAAUCCCUCCUAGUACCAUGGAAGAAAAGAAGCUGAAGGGAAGAGAAGAGAAAGGAAAGGAAAUCCUUCCAAGCAACGCCAGACGCACGCUUAUUUUAAGCCCUUUCUCCAGCUUUCUGGUCCACUGGAUCAUUCCCACAACUCACUACUGAAUCAAUGGCUCACAGGAGGGGAGAGGGAUCAUCCAGUGGAAUUGCUUGUCCAGCUGAGGCACCGUCGAGGCGCUUUUUCAAAGUAGUCCAUGAGGAUGCUCUCAAAGACAAGAAAAUGAUGAUUCCACCAAAAUUUGCAAGAAAUUUUGGAGCUGAAUUUCCUGAUGAGGCCAACCUAAUUGUCCCCAGUGGUGAUGUUUGGAAAGUGGGAUUAACAAAAUCCCAGAACAACGUUUUGUUUGAUAAGAAUUGGCUUGAAUUUGUUCAACAUUACUCAAUAGGUCAUGGGCAUUUUCUUGUAUUCCAAUACAAAGGUUUGUCAAAUUUCAAAGUCCGCAUAUAUGAUACAACUUGCUGUGAGAUUCAAUAUUCACCUGUUGAGACGUUGAAUUCUACAAAUACAACUCCAAGCCCAUCUUGCUCUUUGAAGAACAGAAUUAAGGUUGAAAGCACAAAUGAAGGGGAUUGCAGCAAGAGGCCAACUCAGUCAAAGCAGAAUCAGGGACAAAAGAAAUGCGGAAAAAGGGUUGCUUCUCCUGAGACCCCAAUUCUGGAGCACCACAGUAGGCCAAGAAGUGAAAAUGGUAAAGCUGAAAAUGCAAAGAUGACGAAUGACAUAUUUGCUACUGGGUUUGGAAAGCUAUUCUCAAUAAGUGAAAGCGCACGCCAUUCUUCCAGAAAGUUUAAGUCUGAAAGUCCCUGCUUCGAUGUUACAUUGCGAGAUUACCAUUUCACUGGCAAUUAUGUGUAUGUAAAAUCUUCAUUUUCUAAACAACAUCUGACUCCAAAACCUGAGUACAUUAAACUUCAACUUGAUGACGGAAGAGAGUGGAGAGUUCAACUGAAUGAACGGCGAAAUAAACGAAUGACUUUGGGAAAAGGAUGGCUUGCAUUUUCAAGAGAAAAUUAUCUGAAAAGUGGAGAUAUCUGCUAUUUUGAGCUUAUGAAGAUCAAUGAGCUGAAAGUUACUAUAUUUAGAGCUUGAAAAAGAGUAAUUAUUUGAGAAAUUUUUGCUUAGGCCUAGUUCAUAAUAGUCUUAAUACAAACAUUGAGACCAAUGGAUUUAAUAAGUGAGUUUCAUUGUACAUUUUAUUUCUUGAAUCCAUAGUUAAUUGAGUUUAGGCAAGAAAAAUCUGUGAUUAUUUUA
Molecule: messenger RNA, 1559 nt
Organism: Hevea brasiliensis (rubber tree)
Lineage: Eukaryota; Viridiplantae; Streptophyta; Magnoliopsida; Malpighiales; Euphorbiaceae
Product: B3 domain-containing transcription factor VRN1
Exons: 5
Coding region: 417-1397 (326 amino acids)
Molecular function (GO): DNA binding
Source: RefSeq, a predicted model, not a curated record